Exophiala oligosperma is the source of this 1541-nucleotide messenger RNA. RefSeq names its product inorganic pyrophosphatase, variant. Gene Ontology annotation, biological process: phosphate-containing compound metabolic process. Gene Ontology annotation, molecular function: magnesium ion binding; inorganic diphosphate phosphatase activity. The transcript has 5 exons. Lineage: Eukaryota; Fungi; Ascomycota; Eurotiomycetes; Chaetothyriales; Herpotrichiellaceae. The coding region runs from base 144 to 1301 and encodes 385 amino acids. The record is from RefSeq and is a predicted model, not a curated record. Gene Ontology annotation, cellular component: cytoplasm; nucleus.
AGGCGCCAUUUUCCCAUUGUAAUUGAGAAGCCUCGGUGCACCGAAAAGCGUGGUCAAAGCAAGGACAGUAAUAAGAAACUACUUUAGAGUGCUAAGAAAGCCGUCGAGGACGAUCCGCCAUCUGUACUCUCCCUCCUACGCACAUGCUUCGAUCUUCUGUCGCGAGAUUUAAACCUGCUCCCUUCAGCCGUAACAAGAGCUUGACUUGCAUCCAGCAGCGUCUAUCGUCAUUUCACCGCCAAUCGUCACUGCAGCAAACACCCCGCGCCGCCCUGGCUCCCUCCACGCAGACGCAAAAAUCUACUCCCUCUCCUCCUCUCCGUUCCUCCUCCGCCAUCAUAGCUUCCCAACGUUCUGAAGCGAUAUCGAGGCAUCUUUCGACCGCUCCGUCUUCUUCUCCCAAACGCACAAUGUCGUACAGCAAACAGCCCUCAGAGUUCCAGCCCCGAAAGGUUGGCGCUCUGCACACCGGGGACUUCAGAUGCUACAUUGAGGACAAGACUGGUACUCCUGUCUCACCGUUCCAUGACAUUCCUCUGUAUGCCAACGAGCAGCAAACCGUUCUGAACAUGGUUGUCGAGAUUCCACGAUGGUCCAAUGCUAAGCUGGAGAUCUCGAAAGAUGAGUUCCUGAAUCCUAUCAAGCAGGAUGUCAAGAAGGGCAAGCUGCGAUUCGUUCGCAACUGCUUUCCUCACAAGGGCUAUCUCUGGAACUAUGGUGCUUUCCCAAGAACCUGGGAAGACCCCAAUGUCGUCCACCCUGAGACCAAGGCCAAGGGCGACAAUGACCCGCUCGAUGUUUGCGAGAUUGGUGAGCUUGUUGGCUUCACUGGGCAGAUCAAGCAAGUCAAGGUCUUGGGUGUCAUGGCACUCUUGGACGAGGAAGAGACUGACUGGAAGAUCAUUGUCAUUGAUAUCCACGACCCACUGGCUCCCAAGUUGAAUGACAUUGAAGAUGUCGAGCGUCACCUGCCUGGCCUUCUCCGGGCCACCAACGAGUGGUUCCGUAUCUACAAGAUCCCAGACGGAAAGCCGGAGAAUCAAUUCGCUUUCAGCGGUGAAUGCAAGAACAAGAAGUACGCCGAGGAGAUCAUCCGUGAGUGUAGCGAUGCGUGGGACCGACUCGUCACUGGAAAGCAACAACCAGGAGGCAUCAACUUGGCCAAUGUUACAAAUCAAGCCUCUCCAGACCGCGUCGACGCCAGCCAGCUUUCCAGAGUCCCACCUGGACAAGAUCUUCCUCCUGCGCCGAUCGAUGGCAGCGUUGACAAGUGGUUCUUCAUUUCCGGUGCGGCUGUUUGAGCAAGAUACUGAUCAUAUCAAACAUUGGCUGAUUGCGUUCAGGUGCUGGAGCUGUGUCCACAGAUUACAUCAAGUGAGCGGUUUAGGGGGGAGCAACUACACAAUUAGACAAAAGUGCACCUAUGUAGCUAGAAUCGAAAGAGAUGUUUCUCGCAUCAGACAAAAUUGGCCUUUUGAACUUCGUCCUGCGGACGGUGAUUAUGCGAAUCCAGUCUUGCUUUCUGAUGUGCUUUUUCCCCC